Messenger RNA from Tripterygium wilfordii, 1312 nucleotides. RefSeq lists its product as uncharacterized. NCBI's taxonomy places the organism in Eukaryota, Viridiplantae, Streptophyta, Magnoliopsida, Celastrales, Celastraceae. The record is from RefSeq and is a predicted model, not a curated record. The coding region runs from base 625 to 1191 and encodes 188 amino acids. The transcript has a single exon.
AAACUAGUUGUCCUAGCUAGGAUCGCCAUCUUCCAUUUUUUUUAACGUGGAACCCAUUCAACUGCCCAUCAAAUAAUUGAUUGGUAAACUCGGGUCACAUGGAAGAUUCCGCAAUUUCCAUUCCACUGUCUACCGAAUAAUUGAUUGGCCGACUCUGGACCAAAUGGAAGACUCCGCAAUUCCCAUGGACUAGUUAAUACUUGGGUGGAGGCCCAAUGUGAGAGCACAUGCUGGGCUGAGGGUUCAUCUCACAAAUUACGAUAAUAAAAACAUACAUGAGAUUGAAACUCAUGACCUCUCGUUCGCGUGAAAAAUUAGCACGGUGAAGUUCACCAUAUCAACCAACAACUCGUUGUUGACCCCAACCUUCCACCUAACAAGUAACACCAUACUUCAACGGGGCCCACCACCCACUUGAACUUCAAUGAUCUAAGACACAGAUGAUUAAAUUGCAUCAAAACAAUUGACACACACCUUAUAGUUCAUACCUUUCUUCAGAGAAGUGAUGUGUAAACACCUUCACCAGCAAAAAAGUCACCAAACCUAACCUUGUUUGUAAAUUGUAUUCAUAGCGUGGAACUCAAUAUUUCCACAUAUUCCAAACCCCUCUUGAUUUUUCAUAUCAUGCGAUCUACACCCUUCAACUUUUUUAUUCAAAACAAGAACCCUAAACCAAGAUCAUCAUCAUCAUCUCGUACCAGCACCCAUGAUUUGGACAUAAUAAAAGCAGCUGCGUGGGCGUGGUACCAACAUGGUUCUGGCUCUGAAGGUAAGAUUACGAGAGAGUCUGAUGUUUUCAGGCCUCAUCGACCUCCCCGGCCGUCGCGGUACCAGCUAGAGGCGAUGAGAAUAUCUCAUACACUCUCACAAUCACCAACCCCAAGUCCAAUCCACACCCCCAACAAUUCUCUUCUUGAUAAUUUUGAAAUUGAGAGCAUCUCCAAGGAACUAGAUUUUCUUAUGGAGUCUAGAAAAUUUGAUGAUGGUGGUUCUUAUGAAAAGAAGAAGAAGAACAAGAACCAGAAGCCAAAAUUUAAAGGGUUUUGGCCGAGGCAUGUGGUGACGUGUGGUGCCAAGGAAGACAUGGUGGAUACGACGGCGUAUCGGAGCAGUCGGCAGCCGGCAAGGUUGGUGCCGGUGAUGAGACUGGUUACCUCUAAGCCACGGACCAACCAUGACUUGAAAACUUAGCAGUUUUGGAGCCUACUUAUUAUAUACUGUAACUGUCACCAAAAAAAUGUAUUUAUGAGUGUUGCAUUAUGACACAUUCAAGUCAAAUAAAAUACGUAUAUAGUAUUUGUUUUCCCUUUCA